CUCACACUCCUGUUCCUGCCCAAUCCCGACUGUCUCUCUCUCACUUCCCGACUGUGUCAGUUCGAUGUCGGGCCUCCCGGUCUCAGUCAUGGCGCCCCCACCGUUCCGGAAGUGAGUGGGGCCCCAGUGCAGGCAUUUCCUGUCAGCUCCUCAGCCCAGACUCCAUUAGUGCAGCGGUAUAGAGGGGGGAAGCAGCUGGUGACAGCCCCGGAGCCGAGCCUGGGCCGCUCUCCCCCCGGAGGGGGACGCAGUCGCACACCGCCCUCUCCCUCCCGCCCCACCGGCCACCAACCACGGCCGCUCUCGGCGAGGAAACUCUGGCCUCCGCUUCCUCCGACUCGGACACCGGCGGAGCAUCCCCUCCCCCGCGGAAGAGACCCCGAGCCUCGGAGGAGGCGGCAGGAGAGUCCGGGGCAGCAGGAAGCGCAGAGCUGUCGGUCGGGCCCGCGGGACCGUGUGGCGGUGGGAGUAACAUGCAGGCUAACGGGGCAGCGGGGGAGGAACCGGCAGGGAGCGGCAGUCUGAGCGCCCACAACGGAGAAUCCUCGGAACCGGCUCAUUCCAACGGGCUCCUCAGCAACAACAACAACAACGGCCUGAGCAGCAGCAGCAGCGCCCCCGCCGAGCAGCCCGGAGUGAAGAAGAAGAAGCGCCUCAGCCAGGCCGACGAGGAUGUCAUUCGCCUCAUUGGGCAACACCUGCACGGCCUGGGCCUCAACCAGACAGUGGAGCUCCUCAUGCAGGAGUCGGGAUGUCGCUUAGAGCACCCUUCCGCCACCAAGUUCCGCAACCAUGUCAUGGAAGGGGAGUGGGACAAGGCAGAGAACGACUUGAAUGAGCUGAAGUCCCUGGUUCACUCCCCACACGCUGUCGUGGCAUGUCGCCCUUCCUCAGGAGGCUCAGGGAGUGAACAUUCCUCUGUAUCCUGCCCUACCACAGACGUCAUUCGGAGGAUGAAGUUUUUGCUGCUGCAGCAGAAGUACCUGGAAUACUUAGAGGACGGGAAGGUGCUGGAAGCCCUUCAAGUGUUGCGCUGUGAGCUCACGCCGCUGAAAUAUAAUACAGAAAGGAUUCACGUCCUCAGUGGAUAUUUAAUGUGUAGCCAUGCAGAUGACCUACGUGCAAAGGCGGAGUGGGAAGGGAAAGGCACUGCGUCUCGCUCCAAACUACUGGAUAAGCUUCAGACUUAUUUGCCUCCGUCGGUGAUGCUGCCCCCACGGCGCUUGCAAACCCUGCUGCGCCAAGCUGUGGAAUUACAGCGAGACCGCUGCCUCUACCAUAACACGAAACUUGACAAUAACUUGGACUCAGUGUCCCUGCUUAUAGAUCACGUCUGCAGCAGGAAACAGUUUCCAUGCUUCACACAGCAGGUGCUCACAGAGCAUUGCAACGAGGUUUGGUUCUGUAAGUUCUCCAACGAUGGCACUAAACUAGCGACCGGAUCAAAAGACACAACUGUUAUAAUAUGGCAGGUCGAUCCAGACACACACCAGCUGAAAUUGCUAAAGACAUUAGAGGGCCAUGCAUACGGGGUCUCUUACCUGGCAUGGAGUCCAGACGACAACUAUCUAAUUGCGUGCGGUCCAGACGACUGCUCCGAACUGUGGCUGUGGAAUGUGCAAACAGGUGAGUUAAGGACGAAAAUGAGCCAGUCCCACGAAGACAGUCUGACCAGUGUUGCAUGGAAUCCUGAUGGGAAACGCUUUGUAACAGGAGGCCAGAGAGGCCAGUUCUACCAAUGUGAUUUAGAUGGCAACCUGCUUGACUCCUGGGAAGGGGUAAGAGUGCAAUGUCUGUGGUGUUUAAGCGAUGGCAAGACCGUCCUUGCUUCAGACACACACCAGCGAAUCCGGGGUUACAACUUCGAGGACCUCACGGAUAGAAACAUAGUGCAAGAAGAUCAUCCUAUAAUGUCCUUCACAAUAUCAAGAAAUGGAAGAUUAGCUUUGUUAAAUGUAGCAACUCAGGGUGUUCAUUUAUGGGACUUGCAAGACAGAGUUUUAGUGAGAAAGUACCAAGGUGUGACGCAGGGCUUUUACACUAUCCACUCGUGUUUCGGAGGCCAUAAUGAAGACUUCAUCGCUAGUGGCAGUGAAGAUCAUAAAGUGUAUGUUUGGCACAAAAAAAGCGAAUUGCCCAUCGCAGAGCUCACAGGACACACGCGCACAGUUAACUGCGUGAGUUGGAACCCACAGAUUCCCUCGCUGAUGGCCAGUGCUUCUGACGACGGUACUGUUAGGAUAUGGGGACCAGCACCUUAUGUAGACAACCAGGAGUUUGAAGAGGAAUGCAGUAGCAUGGAUAGUUGAUGGCAAGUUGCGGCACAGACGACUUCUCUAACUUAAAAAUUAGUCGUAUUUUUAAAAAUGGCUUGGGAUUGGUGCAAACAAACAAGAUCGAUUAACCGGACAGACGUUUGUCGCCGAAGAAAAGAGAGAGGAAAAAAAAAUCUAAAAAAACAAAAAAAAAAAAAACCACCACAAAAAUUGUUAAAGUCUGAGGGGUCAUUCUGGGGCCCUUACAUUUUACCACCCUGCUUCAUAGUACCCAGCUCAGAUGAAGCACGUCGUUUAGAAUGUUGUUGGACACCGUGUAAAUCCCCCAUCGGUUGUGAAGAACUGUGCUAUAUUCAGGCUAUCCAUCGAACUCGGUAUCUUUUUUUCCCCCCGUCUGCCGUUUGUUGUGGCGGGGCUACCAUACAUGUUGCUCUUCUGUGUAAUGAAGUUUAAAUGCUUGUUUGGAAAACAAAAAAAAAAUAAUUAUUUAACAGUUUAGAAGGCUUGAUAGAGUGCUUUAGUCUGAGUAUCCAUUUAAUAGGAAAGUACAUCCUGCUCUAUCCGCCUUAUUUACCCUUGAGAUCUUUUCAGCUUGGUUCAUGGAUAGUAGCCUUAACUUUUAUUUUAACAUUUAUUUUCUCCCUCCCUCCCCCUUGGCAAAAGGACAACAGAUCUGGUUCCCCUUAAUUAAGGUCAAUUAAAAAAACACACAGACACACACACAAUGGAAAUUUUGUACUUUUUUUCCCCCAAAGACUUAAGAGCUUGAGUGUGUUACCCUCCCCCCGUCAUGGGCUAACGGCACAAUUUUUUUUAAAAUAAAUUAAGUAUUUAUAGGACUAUAUUGAAUUCAUUUGUAUGAGUUUAACCAGCUAUUUACUAAUUAGAGGCACCGAGAGAGGGAUUUGCCCUCAUUGCACAGGCAAAUACAUACAAGAGAGGAAAACGAGGGGGCGGGAGGUGUGUUUUGUUUUGUUUUUUCCAUUUGUUUUAUUGUAUCUCUAUGGUAGAAACCAAUUUGUUUAGCUGCUGAUAUUAAGUAAGAGAUAAGGUCUGAGGCACACUCAUUGUAUGGUAAAGCUGUGUUUGUAGCAGAUCACGUGCAAAGGUUCCGUAUUGGCUUGUGGCUUUAAGGUUGGGCAACCAUUUCACCAUCCCUUGGAUCAUAAUAGGACCUUGCGAUUGGGGCUAACUUGCCCUUGAAGCAGAGGAGCUGCUGACCGUAACCAGAUAUAAUAUGGUGUCGGCUUAUUUUUCUUAUUAUGAAUGAGCAUAUAUCCUUUGUUUCCUGUUUGUUUCUCCUUCCACGUCCACCUCAUGUACCGUACAGUAUCAAUUUGCACAAGCAUCGACCGGAGGCAUCAAGGGGCAGGUUUACUUGUCCUUUAUCAUACUGCCAUCAUUCAGAUCUUCAUGGGUAGAUCUGUAGCGAAUACAGAGCCAGCAUUAAAGAUAUUCAUUGUA
This is a messenger RNA of Xenopus laevis (African clawed frog), 3740 nucleotides long. RefSeq names its product WD repeat domain 26 L homeolog (gene wdr26.L). NCBI's taxonomy places the organism in Eukaryota, Metazoa, Chordata, Amphibia, Anura, Pipidae. Gene Ontology annotation, biological process: proteasome-mediated ubiquitin-dependent protein catabolic process. Gene Ontology annotation, cellular component: GID complex; cytoplasm. The transcript has 15 exons. The record is from RefSeq and is a predicted model, not a curated record. Bases 474 to 2309 code for a protein of 611 amino acids.